Macroventuria anomochaeta is the source of this 1120-nucleotide messenger RNA. RefSeq lists its product as uncharacterized. Gene Ontology annotation, biological process: fungal-type cell wall organization. Lineage: Eukaryota; Fungi; Ascomycota; Dothideomycetes; Pleosporales; Didymellaceae. The record is from RefSeq and is a predicted model, not a curated record. The transcript has a single exon. Gene Ontology annotation, cellular component: cell cortex of cell tip; plasma membrane. Bases 152 to 1045 code for a protein of 297 amino acids.
CUUGGAUUACUUGACGUUUGUCUACAACUCAUCUAUCGCUUUGUACUGCAAGUAAGAGGUCUUGCUCUUUGUCUUGCCUCCAUACCACAAAGGCAACUUGGUUGCGUACACCAACUACCAUUCGAAACAACCACCUCAUACCUCCACAACCAUGCGUCCCACAGCCCUCAUCCCAGCACUAUGCUGCGCAGCAGCCCUCGUCCUCUCCUUCCUGUGCCUCUUCGCCGGCCACAAGAAGGGCUUCAUGGAAGACUACCACCUUCUCACGCUCAACACGUCCAUGAUUGGCGAAACCCUCGUCAAUGAAACGCGAUCCACGGACACCUCGAACCCGCUCACCAAUCUGCUCAACGGGAUCCAAAACUACGGCAGCACCACCAUCAACGACGCCAUCGGCGAAGUCACCCAAAGACUCGGCAUUGAAGACUUCUACUCCGCGCACAUGCUCAACUACUGCGAGGGCCAGUAUACACCUGCCGAGGCCGCCAACGCGACGGUCAGCCAGGACGAGAUUAGCAAGAACGUGACCGAGUGUUCAAGGAACAGGGCGAUGUAUAAAUUUGACCCGACCGCGAUCCUCGAGGAAGCGCUCAACAAAACCACCGGGCUCGACGUCACGCUCGACGACCUGAACUGGCCCGAGGAUGUCGAGACAGGCAUCAAGACAUUGAACGCGCUGAUGGGCGCCAUGUUUGUGCUGUACUGCAUUGCCAUCGCGUUCAUCUUCAUUGCGCUUUUCGCUGCGGUUGUGGCCGUCCUGCUAUCCGGACGACUGUCAGCAUGCGUCAACUUCUUGAUCUCGGUACUCGCGUUCCUCGCCAUAGGACUCGCCAGCGCACUCGUCACAGCUGUAAUCGUCAAGGCGAGCCAUAUCAUCAACGAUAAGGGCAACGACAUCGGACUGCAGGCCAACUGGGGCGGCAAGUUCCUUGCGCUUACGUGGGCGGCGACGGGGCUUAUGCUCGUUGUUGUGUUGACGUGGGUUGUGGAGUUUUGUAUUGGGAGGAGGCACAGCAAGCAGCCGACAUAUGCGAAGCACGGCUAAGCUGGGCUAUUGAGUGGAGUAGAGGAAGUUGGAAUGUGGAUGAUGAUGUGUUUCCUUUGUUGUGUCCAAGUUGUA